CGGUUAAAACAAUUUAUGGCCAUCGUGGUGGUUUUGUGUAAAUAAAAACAGUUCCAUAAAAACCAACGAAAGCCUACUAUAAAAUAACAAUCCAAUUACUGUGCGUGUGUGUGUACAAUUUUUUCAAUGCAAGCCAAAGGCGCAGCCAAAUUUGUUGUUGUUUAAAUGUCAGUUGUAGCACAAAAAUGUCAUAAAUAAGCGAACAAGACACUCAAGGGCCGAGAAGUUGAGCGGGACAAGAUUCCAAAAGUGCGCUAAAGUUGCUUACUUUAGAAUUGGACUUGGUUAGUCAUUGCUGUUGAAGAAGUGCCCCACCCUCAAACAAAAUGAUGUGCCGGCUAUGGAGAGUAAUGCUCAUGCUAGCCCUGCUAUGGCAAAUGGCGCAGACAUCACCAGCGCCCAGUCGCCAAUACACCUGCAUGAGUUACAUGGAGAAUGAUAAUUCGCUGCAUGACGACGACUUGGAGUUCGAGAGCAAUGCGGAUAGCGUCGAGGCAGGGAAUAGCAACAGUGUGGAGCAGCCAGCUGAGUUGAAUGCUGAGCGACACAAACGCGUUUGCUCCGAGGGCUAUACCUUCUGUUUCUCGCUGUGGAAUCAAACGCCGAAUGGCACGCGUCUGGUCAAGCAGGGCUGCUGGAAGGAUAACAAUGAACGCAACUCUGCUUGCAGUGCAUCGGAGUGCACCAGCUCGGCACCCACAUCACGUACCUCAUCCCUUUAUUACUGCUGCUGCUCCGGUGAUUUGUGCAACGCAGAGGUGGCUGUUGUGGAACCAGCGCCCUUGGAGCUCUCCAACAGUGUUCACUCGGCCGUCAGUAAUCGUGCGGAAGCGCAGCAACGCCAUUCGAUGAGAGCCACGACGAUGCUCUUUUGUGCCGGUCUAGUUACUGCCAUGAUCAUCGGAAUCUUUAUUUCUAUACAAUAUUGUCGAACGAACAAAGAGAAACCGGAACCAGAACAAUCACCCCUGGCUCCAUCGGGACCUGGCUAUAGCUCCAAUUCGCGGAACGUAGAUAAUAUGAAUUUGAUUGGCAUGCUGGGCAGUGGCAAGUAUGGCACCGUGAUGAAGGGCUUGCUACAUGAACAGGAGGUGGCAGUCAAGAUCUAUCCGGAGACGCACCAUCAGUAUUACAUAAAUGAACGAAAUAUUUAUGGGCUGCCGUUAAUGGAUUGUCCAGCGCUGCUGACGUACUUUGGCUACGAUGAGCGUCGCACGAUGGAUGGACGCAUGGAGUACCAGCUGGUUCUGUCGCUGGCACCGCUAGGAUGUCUACAGGACUGGUUAAUAGCCAACACCACAGACUUUCAGCAAUGCUGUGGCAUGUUGCGGACCAUUACCCGAGGUCUGUCCCAUUUGCACACAGAGCUAAGGAUGGGGGAUGAGCACAAGCCGUGCGUGGCGCAUCGGGAUCUCAACUCGCGGAAUGUGCUGGUGAAAGCUGAUCUUAGCUGUUGCAUAGCGGACUUUGGCUUUGCACUGAAAGUCUUUGGCUCGAAGUACGAGUACAAGGGCGAGGUCGCGAUGGCGGAGACGAAGAGCAUCAAUGAGGUGGGGACGCUGCGUUACAUGGCACCAGAGUUGCUGGAGGGAGCUGUGAAUUUACGCGACUGUGAGACAUCGCUGAAGCAAAUGGAUGUUUACGCCUUGGGGCUGGUGUUAUGGGAGGUGGCCACACGCUGUUCGGAUUUCUAUGCGCCGGCACAAAUGACGCCGCCCUAUAAAGCGCCCUACGAGCAGGAGGUGGGUCCACUUCCCAGUUUCGAUCAAAUGCAGGCAUUGGUGGUGCGGCAUAAGGCGCGACCCCUAUUCCCAGCUGGUUGGGGCGGCGGUGCGGCAGCGAAAUUGGUGCGCGACACCUGUGAGGAUUGCUGGGAUCAUGAUGCGGACGCUCGUCUAACAUCCUUGUGUGCUGAGGAACGUAUGCAGGAAAUGUCGAGUCUGCGACCACGGUUGCAGGCUCAACAGGCCAGUCCUCUGCUAAACACCAACAAUCUGACGCCGGUGCCGUCAGACCAACAGCAUCCCGCCCUCAUCACAGUCACAACGACGGCUGUGCAUCAUCAGCACUCAACGGACACCGCGGGAAUGCUGCAACCACCACCCAAUCAACAACUGCCCACGGAAAAGAAUCAUUUGAGCUACACACAACAGCAGCUUCAACCCUAUCAGGGACGUAACCCUUGUCUGGAACGCAAUCUGGCGCCUUUGCCGCUGCGCACUACACCCGUACUGGUGGAGAAGAGCAAGAAGCAUAGCUUCCAGACCCCACAGGAGCACAGUCUGUCAUGCCUGGAGGACGAUGUGAGCGUGGAGGAGCUGAUAGCUGGUGGUGGCGUCAGCAUUAGCCAGAAUAGUAACAACAACAACAGCAGCACUGGCAGCCACAAGCAUAGCUCGAAUCUGGGGCAAGGGUUUCCGAAGCAACAGAAUACGGAUCGCAAGCUUCGUGGCUGGCACGGCGUUCGUGCUCUCAUACAUAAGAAGCUCUUCCGUAAGCAGGAUGCGGACGCACUUUGCCGCCAGUUAGGCUACGGUGAUGAGAAAUGCAACCUGGUGGUCGACAAUCGUUAUGUUGCCGCUCUAAAGGGUCUGGACAAUACACGUCUCGCUGUUAGCUACAUAGAUGAUCGAAGCAAGGAGCUGAGCGUUAAGUCAAGCAGCUUGAGGCGUCCCAACAAUCUUGAUCUAAGUCCCAUGUCGAUGGUAUUGGAGACGAACAAGCAGAAUCCAGUGCCGGAGCAAGGCGCCCGCUCUGCGCAGCUGCAGAGCACGGAAGAGCGGACUGGCACGCCUGCGCACAUCGUCCCACGUUCGCUAUCCACAAGUCUGAUGAAGCACAUCAGCUACGAUGGAAGUGGUUCCAAUUACAAUAACAAUAACAACGAUAAUGAAUUGCAAAUGCUGGCACAAAAACGUCGUCCUGGUCAUCUGAGGACGAACUCUCUGUUGGUUACCAGCAGCAACAGCGGCAACAGCAGCGGCGUCAACAUGCAGUCUGAACAGCAAAUGCGACGCCAACACAGUCUGGAAGUCUUCCGUGAGGUCUUCAGCGGUCGUGGCAGUACGGAACGUCUGCGCGAUCCCAGCCAGCGUGUGAAAACCCCUGGCGAUGUGCCACCCUCGGUGAGGAAGAUGCGGGCCAGUAAGACGUUGAGUCUCUAUGAUGAUCGCAUGAUGGACUCAUCGUUGCUGAACAUACUCUAGCAUGAGGAGGUUCUGCUGCUGGAGCUAUAAGACAUAUAUCUCGGCGGCAGAACGGAUCUGUAUUCAUAUCUUCACUUCAUCACACACACACUUCACAACCAUAUUCAACGAUAGCCAUACGUGUAGUUUGUAUUUGUAGUUCUAGAGAAGCCCUUGAACCAGAUGGGGAGGGGCACUAAAUAGGUCUAGAGAGAAAUGUAUGUAUGUAUUUUUUCACCGACCAUCUUAGUGUGUAGUGCGGCGAACAACCAAAGUCCUUAUAGGUUUAGUCUUACGCUAACAAUUAAAACAGUAUACAGAAAAUAUAACUAUAUAUUCAGAUACAUAGGUAUAUGUAGACAUAUACACAUAUAUGGUGUCAUAUUUUUGUGCUAAAUUGACCCAAGACGACUUACAUUGAUAUUUCCCAAUAGCAUCAGUCUGAAUAUGAACGAUAUAUAGUUAUUUAUAUAGACGUAUAUGUAUGGUUUUCAAUCGAGCUGAGCUUAGGGUGGAAGGCACAUUAUAGGCCAACAGUCAGGACCAUUUUAAAAGCCAUAUACACCAACCUUAUUCUAAUCACAUAUUAACAAAAUUAUAUAAUAUAAUGCCAUAUUUAGACACACCUACACCCACGCACAUAUACAAAUAUAGAUAUUUCUUUAUGUCGCGGUUGCCACUGUUGGACUUUAUUUGAUUACUUUCCUAUGUUACGCCUAAGUAGGACCUCCGUUUAUAAUCUUUAUAAGCUUAGAACAGCUGGAUAUCCCUCUCUGAUUAUCUUAAAAAAUUAAGUAAACAUUGUUUGCUUCACUACUUUUUGUUUACUUAUUAGUUUAAUAUUAGAGACCCAUUAAAUAAAUUUGAAAGAAAUAUUAAAUUUUUUUUGAAAAACAAAUACUCAUUUAAAUACUAUAUUUAAUUCAAAAUUCGUUUAUUAAAAUUUCUUCAAGGCCCCAACGGCGACAACCGUGUCCACCUAUUUUCGAGUAUUAUACGAUCCAAAAGAAAAUUUGACACUAAACAUACUUGUACGUGUUUGAUUGGAGUAAAUGAAUUUUAAAAGUAUGCCUUUUAACACAUUAAUUAAUUAAUUAAUUAAUCAAUUCAUGUCAAUCGGAGGCAUGCAUUUUGUUUUUGUUAUCAUUUUUAUUUUUCUAGCAAUUUUAGACCAACACACCCGCAGCCUUUCAGUG
This is a messenger RNA of Scaptodrosophila lebanonensis, 4381 nucleotides long. It is a transcript of the gene wit, whose product is annotated as bone morphogenetic protein receptor type-2. The transcript is spliced from 5 exons. The record is from RefSeq and is a predicted model, not a curated record. Bases 327 to 3206 code for a protein of 959 amino acids. Lineage: Eukaryota; Metazoa; Arthropoda; Insecta; Diptera; Drosophilidae. Gene Ontology annotation, biological process: protein phosphorylation; cellular response to growth factor stimulus; BMP signaling pathway. Gene Ontology annotation, cellular component: plasma membrane; signaling receptor complex. Gene Ontology annotation, molecular function: ATP binding; transforming growth factor beta receptor activity.